This is a messenger RNA of Emiliania huxleyi CCMP1516, 1130 nucleotides long. RefSeq lists its product as hypothetical. Gene Ontology annotation, biological process: protein phosphorylation. Gene Ontology annotation, molecular function: ATP binding; protein kinase activity. The record is from RefSeq and is a predicted model, not a curated record. NCBI's taxonomy places the organism in Eukaryota, Haptophyta, Isochrysidales, Noelaerhabdaceae. The transcript has 7 exons. The coding region runs from base 75 to 860 and encodes 261 amino acids.
CGAGUUUGCGAGGCUCAAGGACCUGAGGGAGAAGGGGGCGGGCGAGUUCUGCAAGGUGUGCGAGGGGAGCCUCGAUGUCGAUGGGACGGGGUUGCGCCGAGUCGCCGUUAAGAUGCUCAAGCCAAAGUACGAGGGGUUGGGCACCGGACCGCGGGAUGCCGUUUGGCUGCUUUGACCUUUUCGCCCACCCUUUCAGCUUUUUGCUCCCGACUAAGUCAGACCCCGGCAAGGCGCUGCCAUGGAAGACGUCCAAGGCGGCCCGCGAGUGGCCGGUCUCGCGCGGCGUCGCCGUCGGCCUGCAGCUCGCGCGCGCCCUCCGCUACUGCCACGACGAGUUUAUGCCCGGCUACCGGCUGCUGCACCGAGACAUCAAGCCGGACAACAUCGGCUGCUUUGCGGACGGCCGCAUCGUGCUCGCCGACUUUGGGCUGUGCAAGCUGUGGAAGGUUGACUCUGCCGCGAGCGACGACGAGCGGCGCAAGCUCACCGGCCUCACCGGCUCGCUGCGCUACAUGGCGCCAGAGGUUGCGCUUCAGGAGCCGUACAACCACAAGGCGGAGGUCUUCUCCUUCACCUCUCUGCUCUACCACUUUCUGUCGCACCAGAAGCCGUUCAGCUGGAUGACUCCCGACACGUUCCUCGCUGAUGCGUGCCGCAACGGCAAGCGGCCGCUGCUCAGCGGCAAAUGGCCCGGCGACGUACAGGCGCUGAUGGCAGCGGGCUGGAGCAGCGAUAGCAGGGCGCGACCUGAGUUUGCGAAGGUCGUCGUGGCGCUGGAGGAGGCGAUUGGCCGCCCGCAGAGCCUGGCAGAGGUGCUGGAGCGGUCCAAGGCCCCGUCUUCGCGCAGUAGUGCGCAAUGAGCCGGAGACGGGCGUGUGUGCCCCUCGGGAGUCGGGGCAUUCGCCUUGUCGGCGCCUCUGCACUGUCUCGCACACAUACGAGCUCGAUUGGUCGAGCGCGUCUGUGCACCGAGCGCCCACCGCAAUUUUUGUUUCGGCUGUCAGAUCGUGAUGUUCUGACCUCUGCAUGCCAUGACUCAUGUUCUCUGUCCGCCCUCCUGUCUUGCUAGCUGUGUGUCUUCGUGUCUAGAUAGAGUUGUGGAUGUUUUCUCGAUGUUCUGGCUAGUAAAU